CAUGCCGCCCCCCGGGACCCUGCUGCCGCUGCUGCUGCUCGCCCUGCCGCCCGCCCGCGCCUUCAACCUGGACGUGGCCGAGCCGGCGCUGUUCCGCGGAGCCCCGGGCAGCCUCUUCGGCUUCGCCGUGGAUUUCUACCUCCCGGAGCCCCAGAGCAGUAUCAGCAUCCUCGUCGGAGCUCCCAAGGCCAACACAAGCCAGCCCAAUGUCACGCAGGGCGGGGCCGUCUACUACUGCCCCUGGCACCAGGGCAACAGCAGCUGCACCCCUAUUGAAUUUGACCAGACAGGGUCCCGCCAACACGACUUCAGUGGGAAUGGCACAGACGGGCUGACACCGGUGGAGUUCAAAUCCCUGCAAUGGUUCGGAGCGACAGUGCGGUCCCACGGCAGCUCCAUCCUGGCUUGCGCCCCCCUGUACAGCUGGCGCACCCUCAAGGAAGAAUCUGGCCGAGACCCAGUUGGCACCUGCUACCUGUCUGUCGGCAACUUCACCAAGUUCGUGGAGUAUUCGCCCUGCCGCUCAGAUCUGAACUCAGCGGCUGGGCAGGGUUACUGCCAGGGUGGCUUUAGCGCUGAGUUCACCAAGACGGGGCGAGUGCUGCUGGGAGGCCCUGGAAGCUAUUUCUGGCAAGGCCAGGUGAUCUCAGCCACCCAGGAGCAGAUCAAGGAGGCCUAUUACCCCGAGUAUUUAAUCCUGGACACCCAGGGGCAGCUGCAGACACGCCAGGCUGCCCCCAUCUAUGAUGACAGCUAUCUGGGAUAUUCUGUGGCCGUUGGUGAGUUCAGCGGGGAUUCCACUGAAGACUUUGUGGCUGGCGUUCCCAAGGGAAACCUGACCUAUGGCUACGUCACUGUCCUGAAUGGAUCAGACAUGAAAUCCCUGUAUAACUUCUCUGGAGAGCAGAUGGCAGCUUACUUCGGCUACGCAGUGGCUGCUGCUGACGUGAACGGUGACGGCCUGGACGACCUGCUGGUGGGUGCCCCGCUGUUCAUGGAGAAGACAGAGGACGGGCGGGUGCAGGAGGUGGGCAGAGUCUACAUCUACCUGCAGCAGCCCCACGGCAUGGAGCCCAAUGCCUCCAUGGUGUUGACCGGGCACCAGGAGUUCGGCCGGUUUGGGAGCACCAUUGCCCCGCUGGGAGACCUGGAUCAGGAUGGCUAUAACGACGUUGGCAUUGGGGCUCCCUUCGGCGAGGACGCGCAGCAGGGCACGGUGUACGUGUACAAUGGCCAGGCAGGCGGGGUGAAAGCCCAGCCCUCCCAGGUCCUGCAGGGGCACUGGCCGCACAGCCACUCGCCCGACUUCUUCGGGUUCGCCCUCCGCGGAGCCAAGGACCUGGACGGAAAUGGCUACCCAGACCUGAUUGUGGGCGCAUUCGGAGUGGACACGGCCGUGGUGUACCGAGGCCGCCCCAUCGUCUACGCCAGUGCCUCCCUCAACAUUUUCCCCGCCAUGUUCAACCCUGAAGAGCGAUCCUGCACGCUGGAGGGCACCGACACCCACGUGGCCUGCAUAAACCUGAGCUUCUGCCUCAACGCCUCAGGGAAGCACGUGCCUGACUCCAUCGGGUUCACUGUGGAGCUGCACCUGGACCACCUGAAGCAGAAGGGGGCCGUCAAGCGGGCGCUGUUCCUGCACUCCCGCCAGCCCCACCUGGCGCAGACCAUCCAGGUGCACAACGGCGCCCUGGAGGAGUGCACGGAGAUGAAAAUCUACCUCCGAAAUGAGUCGGAGUUCCGCGACAAGCUGUCCUCCAUCCACGUGGCGCUGAGCUUCGGCCUGGACCCACAGGCCCCAGCAGACGCCCACGGGCUGCAGCCCAUCCUCAACUACCUCACCAAGAGCUACAUCGAGCGGAAGGCCCAGAUCCAGCUGGACUGUGGUGAGGACAAUAUCUGCGUCCCCGAUUUGCAGCUUGAUGUCUUUGGGGAGCACAGCGUGGUGUACCUGGGGGACAAGAAUGCCCUGAACCUGACCUUCAAUGCCCGCAAUCGUGGGGAGGGUGGCGCCUACGAAGCCGAGCUCUACGUCAUCCUGCCCGCUGAGGCCGACUACUCUGGGGUGAUCCGCAACCAUGGGAACUUCACCAAUCUGAGCUGCGCCUACAACUCGGUGAACCGGACCCGCAUGGUGAUCUGUGACCUUGGCAACCCCAUGAAGUCGGGCACCAGUCUCUGGGGGGGCCUGCGCUUCACCGUCCCCCAUCUUCGUGACAAGAAGACCAUCCAGUUUGAGUUCCAGAUCCGGAGCAAGAACGAGAACAACUCCCACAGUGAAGUGGUGGCGUUCCCGCUCCGCGUCGAGGCCUCCGCCAGGGUCUCCUCCCACGGGGUCUCCAAGCCUGAGGCCGUGUCCUUCCCCGUCUCGGGCUGGAAGCCUGCCAGGAGUCCGGAGAAGGAGCAGGAUGUGGGCCCCGAGGUGCAGCAUGUGUAUGAGCUGGUGAAUGAGGGUCCCAGCACCAUCAGCCACGGGGUCCUGGAGCUGAGCUGCCCUAUGAGCUUCCAAGGGAAACCGGUGAUGUACGUGACUCGCUACUCAGUGCCGGCCAACUGCACCUCCAGCCAGCCCGUCAACCCACUGAAGCUGCAGCUGGAGAAGAGUCCCACCACCUCUCCCAGCCUGGAGCAGCAUUACCUGCAGAGACGGGAUGCGGCACGGAGCAGUGGGGCCUCCGGGAGCCCCCACACCCUGAAGUGCCCUGAGGCUGAGUGCUUCCAGCUGACCUGUCAGGUGGGGACGCUGCAGAGGCAGCAGCGGGUCAGCCUUUGGCUUUACUUCCGGAUAUGGGCCAAAACUUUCCAGCAGAAAGAGAACCAGCCCCAGGCCCUGCAGUGCGAGGCCGUGUACCAGGUCCACAGGAUGCCCUACAAGAUCCAGCCCCAGGAUUACCCCAGUGAGGCCUUAAAGGUGUCCACGGCGAUUCAGUGGGUGAAACCGGAGAGCAGCCACGGGGUCCCGCUGUGGAUCAUCAUCCUGGCCAUCCUGCUGGGGCUGCUGCUGCUGGCACUGCUCAUCUACGUGCUGUACAAGCUGGGGUUCUUCAAACGCUCCCUGCCCUACGGCACGGCCAUGGAGAAGGCUCAGCUCAAGCCACAGGCGGCCUCAGAGGCAUAGUGGGGCCAGGGCCGCCCAGCUGCUCUGCGUGUCUGGGCUCUGUCUGUCUGUCUGUCUUGUUUGCUUUUGCUGGCGUGGCCGCCUCGGAGCGGCAUCGGGGAGGGGCGGCGCGGCCUGGCACAGCAAGGACGGACCGCUCCCAGCAAGCUCGCCAGUGGGGCAGAGACGGACCCAAGGAAGCCCCCACCGUGGGGGGCCAUGAGCUGAGCCCCCAGGACUUCAGCAGCAACUGGAGAACGCCCUGCCUGCUCUGUGCCCACAGGGGUGGCAUCUCUGCCUCCCCUCGGCACCAGACCCCGGCAGCCGCCCACUGCCCUCGGCGGGCGCCCCAGCAGGUGAGAUGCUGAGGGCUGCGCUCUCCAGCCACGGGCAAUACUUGAAGGCUGCUGGGAGGCCCUGCUGGGCUCUGCGGAGCCGUGGACUCCUCCCGCGGCACAGCGUGACGUGCCGUCCCUCUGUCCGGCCGGCCGGGGCUGGCACAGGGUCAUGGAGUCUGAACUGGACAGUUUACAAGCUGCCCGUCCACUCAGACAUGCCGGAGCUAGGCCGGAUAAGCACAAUCGCCCCAUGCAGCCACUGCCAUGGAGCUGGGUGGGACUUCCUGCCUUCCCCAGCCCACUUCCUGUCUGAGGCAGCUCCCCCGAGGACAUGAUGGACACUUCCAGCCAGGGGUUCUCGGGGUCACACUCAGCGAUGCCAAAGAUUGCAGCAUAGGAAGCCAAAGCCAUGGCCCGCCAGCUGCGCCUGCACCAGCCCUGAGCUCACAGCCCAGCAGUGGGGCAGGGUGGCCCCGGGGCUGCGGCCAGGAUUCUGGGCUCUAAUUUAAAGUCUCUCCAAGUGCAAUAAACCCUUCGACGUCAGUA
Molecule: messenger RNA, 3981 nt
Organism: Gopherus flavomarginatus (Mexican gopher tortoise)
Lineage: Eukaryota; Metazoa; Chordata; Testudines; Testudinidae
Gene: ITGA5
Product: integrin subunit alpha 5
Exons: 30
Coding region: 2-3118 (1038 amino acids)
Biological process (GO): cell-matrix adhesion; cell-cell adhesion; cell adhesion mediated by integrin
Cellular component (GO): integrin complex; external side of plasma membrane
Molecular function (GO): integrin binding
Source: RefSeq, a predicted model, not a curated record